Anopheles maculipalpis is the source of this 4275-nucleotide messenger RNA. Its product is annotated as serine-rich adhesin for platelets. The transcript is spliced from 6 exons. NCBI's taxonomy places the organism in Eukaryota, Metazoa, Arthropoda, Insecta, Diptera, Culicidae. The record is from RefSeq and is a predicted model, not a curated record. Bases 1 to 4275 code for a protein of 1424 amino acids.
AUGAAUGUAGCAUCGUCGUCUCCAUCGUCUCGUAAACAGAAACGUCUUGGUCCUGCACCAAUUGCCUCUAUGGAAGACACUACGGCAGAAGAGAAAGCACAGAUGGAGCAACAAAACCAUCACAAUCUGCCACGGUGGUCACAGGAAAAGUGCUCCAUCGAUUCAGCCCGUGGCUCGCCGACCAAAACCUUUGAAUGCGCAUCGGCGCUAAUACCGGCAACUCCACGUAUAGACAUUAGUCGAGCCUCUUCUCACUCAUCCCAUCACGACAGUAGAGACAGCAGUCCCGAAAAUGUCUUCGAACAGGUCGGUACUGGCACAUUGCAAGACUCAGGCGUGCUCGGCUUUCGUGAGGAAGACACACUUGACUUGCGGAAUUCCACCGAGGAACUGCAGUUUAUGGAACCGGAAAAGGGAAAUCGAGAGAAAGAGAAACCCAAUACGCAAAUUACAUACGGAUCCUGUCCAACCCAACGUUACUCGCCAAUCAUAUGGAAGUUGGAAGAACAAACAACGCAACCGCAAUACCAGUUCCAGCAGCAACAGCAACACAACCGUAAAGAUUCAGCCAGUUCUGAGGUGGUGGCAUUUCUUUCUAUUUCUGGACGUACUAGUCGCCUAUCAAGUGUGGGCAGCCAGGGAUCAGCAAACAGCAAACUGUCCGCUACGUCAGCAGUGUCUGGAAUAUCGCGUUCACCUUCACCUCACAAGAUGCUGUUAGAGACAUCAUUUUGUGGCGCGAAGCCCAUGCAGGCAUAUUCCGAGAGUGGAAUUGUAGGAAGCAGUCUUGAGCCAUCCACAGAGAAAAUGCUAGAACAAGUAAUACUGUCCCGUAAGAAAGACCCAACAGAAGCAGUUUUGGCAGAAGGUAUACACAUGAAUACAUUCACUGCAAUGGCUGCAAACUCCACGUUAGAUGGUGGCCAACGGCGAGCACUACCCGCAGCCGUUCCGCAACAACCACCUCCCGGAGGAGGAGAUUUUCCAGGGGUAGAGCAUGAUACAGCCAAGACGGAGGGUCAUGUGCGGCGCAAGUCUGACUGUGGAACGGGUACCACCAAUAAUCUCGAUAUACAAGCGCUGAAAUCUAACCAAACCAGCCGCAGCGUCGGCAACAAGCGUCACAUCCCGCCACAAGAUUUGAAGAACUCGAUAGUGGGUGUUAUGCCAAGCGGUACUGAAUACAUCCGGAUUAAGCUGAAACCGGACCAUUGCUACAGCGAUAACGGCAUUGCGGACAAUGAACGUGUCGUAGAAAAGCCGAAGGAUGGUGCCCAGGAGCUGUCGGUAUCGUCAGCCCACGAUCCGCAUCGAACACGCGCGUCCAGUAUUACACGAUCACCAUCCCCAGCAAACCAGCAUCUUCCACGGAAAAAGCGCACUUCAACGGCAUCGAAUGAAUCGGGCACGCUUGGUGGUCGGUACUAUGAUCAGCAGAUGGACCAUCCUAGCGCAUCGACCAAUUCGACACCGUCGAAACAGAAGCUUGUGCUGAAGAUGUUCAAAUCAAAACGGGACCCAAAAUCGAAAUCGCCUUCGCCGAUGGGUUCGGCCGCCGAAUGCAUUGGCCAAUCUUUCUACAGUGCUGGCAGCGGAGAACAUCAUAUAGCUGCAAGCAACAUCGGUGCAGCACGAUCGCCUGGAUCAACGGGUUUACGCUACUACGACGCACCACUUGAUGGUCAAAGUAUACACAUUCCUUUGCACACACCACCGGAAGAACGGCGGUUGGGUUCAUUUCGUAGUGCAGCUGGUGUAACGACGUCAUCGUUCGUUGAUACAGCAGCCACAGCUUGCGGUGGAGCACAAGUGUCCGUAUCUGCAUCAGGCACACCAACAGGACAUAGCAGUAUCAUUCAAAAACACGCCAAAACACCCAAACAGCAACGCAUUGCCAAUAUGACGGUUACGAUUCACGAUCGACCCAAACCGAUGCCACCGCUCAAAUGCUAUAGGAUCGACAAUCCGGACGGUAGUAUUAUAAUACCACUUAAGUCUCCGAUCGAGGAUAAGGAGAAUAGCACUCAAAAUUGGGAGAGUGUCAUCGGGGAACUGUCGCAGCGCAUUGAAAAGCAUGUUAGUGAGGAUCAAGACGAUAGUUGCAUUACAUCACCCACUGGUAAUCAGUCGGCAACGUUAACACAAAAUUAUGCCGACCCUUCAGAUCGCCGCCAUGAACCAAUCUGCAGAACGACUGCACCUCCUCCUCCGCCACCACCGCCACCGGCAUCCAGAACGAAAUCACCUAAACCUCCUGUACCUGUACCGACGGAAGCGAAAGCAUCGGUUGAUGUUGAUGUACACAAACAACAACAACACCUUCAACAUGCAACAACGUCGUCGAUAAGCACUUCCAUGCGCCAGAAACAAGCGGCCCUGUUUCAAAUGCGCAUGGGUUCUGGUAGUGAGGAGCAAAUAUUUAGCACCACGCUAAAGGAUUACUCGAAAGAGAUGAACCGCAAUAGCUCAACUGUAAGCCAAAGCUCGGAAGGAUCGAUACAGAAAGCUCCGUGCGGGUAUGAGGAUCGUAAAGACGGGAGCGACAAAUUAGUCGAUAGUGGUACUACGAAUGGUGGUGGCGGUGCCCAAACAAGGAAACAGUUGGCCGGUAAAUGUAGUGAGCAUCCAAACGACCUAGUGACAGCCGAUAGUGUAACAUCAUCAUCAUCUUCACCUCAACAGGUCAUGCAGGCGAAGGGAGCGAUGUUGAUGAAGGAACUUCAUGAGCAUCAAAAGCAGUACCAGUUAAGGCAACAACUACAACAUCAACAACAACAACAACAGCAGCAACGAGAGCAGUUACGGGACAGCAAUGUAGCAGAGAAUAGCACAGAAGCAAUUACGGAUGCAUCGGCUGCAGUAGUAUCACGUAGUAGUAGUCCUACCGAAUGUAUAAGUAGUGACGCAAAGCACCAACAGCACGACAACCACCAACAUCAACAACAAAAACACCAUCAUCAUCACAUUUAUCGUCAAAAGAACCAUAAUCAUAAUCACAUGUCAACGACCGAUCGACCAGAUUCCAGUGCCACCAUCGACGACGGCAUGGCAUCGUCAGAGAGUGAAAAGGAUUCGGAAUUUGAUUCUGCAUCGAUGAGGGCUGGUCGACAUGCUCUUCGGCCGAAUAUGCUUGCGAUCGAAGAUCACGAAAGUGCCGGUUUGGUGUUUCAGGAAUCUUUCGACGACGAACUGCCAUACAUUCCGACUACGUUGCCGGAAGAGAAACCAGUAGGCAUCAAGCUAGUGCCUGCCAAAGAACGCACGCAACAUGAUUUGAAAACGUAUCCGUUAGAGCGGCCACGUUCGACCACUCCCAUCCAUCCUGGAUCACUAGAAAAGUAUUGCCAUGAUCGGUCGGCCACUACGGCCACUACGGGCGCACGUGGAAUGGUAGAACGAGCGAACGUUGGCGGAGAUAAAGCACCAACCGUGCGUGAUUCCACAGCAAAUGGCACGGGUGUAGCGAAACUACGCAUUAGCUUACCGGUCAAGAAACCUAGCGAGAGUGGUGGAUCUGCAACUGGAUCUAGAGUGUUUGAGCAUCGAUCAUCGUUGGGUGCAAUUACCAUGACCACAACGACAGCGGGAGCAAGCACGGGAGGAACUAGUGCAACGGGCAUCGGAAUUAUGGGUAGACAGUAUCGGUCAACCUCGACGACGUCGGCAAUGAUGAUGUCCUCAAUGGUCGUCAAUAGCCGUGGUAUUACGUCAGAAGAUUCACCAACGCCGCCACCACUGCCACCGCGUAAAGCGUCUACAUCAUCAUCAUCGGUGAUCACGGCCACCCCACCAGGUCACAAAUGGAUCGACGUUGAAGCAAUACCAGAAAUGCGAAAAGCACCGAAACGUAUUACAGCAAUACCACAGAAGCAACAGCAACAAUCCCAAACACCACGAAACUCCAGCAGCGAAGGUACCGGCUACACUAUCGAUCGGAAAGAAACAGGCGCAGACGGUCAGGUGUACAACUACGUUAAUCCGGAAGACUGUCAGUGUGAAUGCCACGAUCACGAACGGACCACCGGCCAUUCAAACACAGGUGUCGUCGCUCACGAAAGUGAAAUGAUGGACUCCUCGAUCGAAUUGGCCGAAGAUUGCAGGCCACUGCUGCGGUCAUCGUCGUCCUCGCUUACGGCAGCCCCAACGGGCACAACACCAGUGGUGGACGAAUGCACUGCUGACCGGAAAGCGCCGCUAGACAGGACAAUUCCUGAAGCCGAAAGUAUGGAGAAGCACAAGCAGCAGCAGCAGCAGCAGCACCAGCAGCAACAGUAG